Messenger RNA from Leishmania braziliensis MHOM/BR/75/M2904, 4665 nucleotides. RefSeq lists its product as hypothetical. The transcript has a single exon. The coding region runs from base 1 to 4665 and encodes 1554 amino acids. The record is from RefSeq and is a predicted model, not a curated record. Lineage: Eukaryota; Euglenozoa; Kinetoplastea; Trypanosomatida; Trypanosomatidae.
AUGAAGAAGGUGAAAUAUGCCGCCUCAGCCGCUGUAACGCCACAUUCGUAUGACAGAGGAAGGGACUGUCACAGUGCAACUGCAUGGAUGCGCCAAUUGCUCUGCAGGCGCUUUUCGACGUGGCGGCCGCUGCUCAAUCGAACACCACCGCGUCCUUUGAAGUCCUUUACGCCGCAGGGGGCCAUGCGCAGCUCUCUUUUCCCGCAGCACCGGUGUGUUUCGUCACAGGCAACACCAAGUGAUGCAGGGGCGCCUGCAGAAAAGCUCAGCCCCUGGGAAAAGGCGUUUGAAGAGGCGCUUUACAUGGGGUUUACACAUCAAUCCGUUGUUGGUGUAGCCGACUCCGCCGAUACAACACCUUCCAGCGACCUAGCAAACAAAAAUGUCGCUAUCCGCGUCGCGCCCUGUAUCGAGGACCCCACAGAAUCCCCCAGUGCGGCUGCAAUCGAGGUACCUGAGGAUACUGCUGGCGCAGGUAUCACAGGCUCUGAAACUCUCUCGGUGACACGUGCUGCAAAGUCGACCCCUUUGGCCCAGACUCCACGAGAGAAUCCUCGCCCUAGCAGCGGAGUCAGCAGCCCGCCCCUGUUGCCGUCCGUCUCACAGUCUGAGGAAGAGCGCCGCAUGCAUCGCAUCACCGAGCUAGCGUUUGAGCAGGCGCUCUACGGCGACCCCGUCGUUGAAAGUAGGGGAGACGGCGGCGCCACCGGCAGCCACAGUACAAAGACCCCUGAUUCCACCUUGAAUACACCAACCGAGCGGCCGACGGGCGAGGCAGCGGGAGUGGUCGAAGAAAGCCGCGAAGGCCGUGCAGUUGUUGCAACUGGCGUCGCUACGCAAGCAUCUCCAAAGUCAUUUCCACCACCUCCGAGCCACCUACCUCGGGGAGGCAGCGCAGAACUCUCGAAAAGUGCUCUUUCACCUUUACAGGCUUCCAGACUCAGCGAGGAGAAGGGUCAGCCAAUGUCGGCAACGACAGUGACAAUGCCACGGGCAGCUUUCGAGUCUGCUGAGGCUGCGUUUGAGCGCGCGCUCUAUGGCGAUCUCAUGGUGGAGCCGUUGAGUGGGAAGGCGAAAGUUCUGGUGCCCAGUGAUGCGAGCAUAGCUGAGGCAGGUAGAGAGGGCAGCACGUCUACUGGCGCUCCUCCGUUGUUACCGACGACACCUACUUUGCUCGGCACUCCUGCCUCGACGCGACCGUAUCCCGAUGCUGGUGUCGCGGAUGCACUCAUAUGCAGCCCAGAGGAUCUCGCAUCGUGUGGGGUGGCUGAAGAGAAGCCAGCAUCCGACAUUCGCGAAUCCAAGGCAGAGAAGAUGCCACAGGGCCGCGGCGAUGUCCGUCAGCUGGUUGAGAGCCCAGUGACCACAGGGGUACCUGCCACAGCUGACGGUGGCGGUGCUGAUAGAGUCGCUGUCAAGGAAGCCAUUCCUCCUCCCACCGUCUCCAUGCGCUGUGUUUUCAGUCUCGACCGUCGAGAUUCCCCUGCUGACCAGUUCGCACUCUUUAAUGCUCUGUUCCGUGUCACAGAUCACCACACAACUGUCGUCACGCACAUCGACCCUGAGGAUCGGGUGAGGCGAUGCAUGCCGCUACUGGAUCGUGUCAGCAAGCGGGAACUCUUUUUCGCAAGUGAGUGGGUCUUGGAUUUGGAGCGAGCCGAUGGAACCAACACUGCACCGCUCAGCACCGAGAGCGCAGCCGGCUUCGCAGAAACUUCGGCGCCGCCGCCUUUCACACACCGAGAGGUGAUAGGACGCAGCAAGGUCCUGCGCACCCUCGUGUUCCGUCUGCUGCGGGUGCCACACCGCUGGUGGGACCAGGUGCAGGAACUCGUAUUGCUUGCGGUGAAAGAGGCGGCGGCACUUCAUCCGAGCUGCACAACUGCCGUAGACGCUGCAGCCUCUGGCGAGGAUACCUCUCUGAAGUCCUCCGGUGCCGGCGCUGAUGACGCUGCUGCCUCUGUUGUGAUGACUGCCAGCGACACGGUUGCUGCGGGUGGUGUGAUACGAGACACCACUGCGGAGGAUGUGCAGGCGGCCAUGACUCGCGUCUUCAGCACCGAUCCCCAGCAGGUGCACUUUUUCAGUGACGCCUUGCGGGAAGUACUUGCUGCAUUGGGUCACACCAGCGGCACCGAUCGCUCUCUUCCAGCCUUUGAGGGACCGCUGGGGGCGUGGAAAGCUUUUGUGCUCACGCAGCGCCACCUCACAACCGGGGUCUGCGGCCCGCACACGCGGCCCUUCAGCUUUGGUGAAGGACGGCCCACUAUCACCGCCUCAGAUCUUGCACCUCUGCAGUACUGUGAGGCUGCCGCCUCCUGGGACGACCCGCCGUCUUUAGGGCCGCUUCCCUGCGCCACCGCUGUGCCGCACCGGGCAGAGGUUUACCUGACGAAAGGGGAGCGUGGUGUCGACGAGGCCCACGCGGGGAGGGCGUCUUUACCUCGCAUGCCCUCGGCGAGCACUGCCGCUGUCGACGCCAUUACAAUGGCGUGGGACAAAAUGAGCGAGGAGGAGCAAAACACGUUCCUCUUUGGAGCCGAAAGCGCGCAGCUCUCCCAGCGAGUUCGCGAGCUGGGUGGUGUUUACGCCGUGUUCGGUCAGAACAACACGCCGUUUGAGAUGGAGAGCAUGCUCGCGGAGGCCGAAGCGGCGGCGCAGCUGCGCGAGGCACAGGAAAAGGAAGAGGCAGAGGCCGAAGCAGCGGGCGUGGGUAGCACUCACGCGCUGGCAGAGGCCUCGUUGUUGGAGGUGAUGCGUGAUCGGGAGGCGGCACGCGUGCGUGCGUACGAUGUGGACCGGGUGGUGCUCGAGCUGACGAACGGCGAGGGAGUGGCUGUCGCCAGGCUGCCUGGUGGCCGCUCCACCUUCCUCUCCAACCUAGCAGCUGCGUCUAGCGCGCGAGGCGGAAGGACCUCCCGACAACAGGGUGACCACGGACGCAUUAGUGCGGUCGCAGCCGCUUCUAACGUGCCGUUUCAACGACAACUGCAGAAUAACGAGGACGUGCAGCUUGCCGCGCUGUGGCAGCGCUUCACCCGAGCGUCAACGGGUGACCUCAUAGGCAACCUCCUCUACGUGCGCCGCCACGCCAGUCUGCUGGUGCACGAGGCCAUGGUGGAUGUGGCGGUGCAGAAGGCCUUCUGGUUGCUCUUUUUUGCUCGCGACGAAGUGCGCGCUGUCACCCAUCCGAAGCGCACGUACGAGACACUCUGGAACUUGCACCACCAGCUCGUGUCGCUCUUUGUGUUACCCAGCACUGAUGGGUCACCGCCCUCGCCAGCGCCGGGGCAAGUCGCCCGUAGUGGCGAGGACGCACAGGCGAUAAACCCGGCCUUUGAGUCUCUCUCGCUGCACAGUCAGGUGAGCUACGCUUGUUUUGGCUGUGCGCACGUGCUGCCGCAGCGCGGCGAAUCGGCCAAGUCGUCGUACCUGAGUACGCUGGUGACGGAGCCCGCGGGAGUGGGCGACAGUCCCAUCACUCACUCUGGCGUUCACAAGCCCUAUGCAUCGCCGAAGGAUCUGUAUGCUGCCCUCACCGGGACCUACAGCGGUAGGGUCGCUAGGCGCGAAGGAGCGACAGCAGUGCCUUCAACGUCCGCCGUCCACUCGCAGGUGGCGGACAGUGUGAGGGUAAAUUUUGAAACCCUCUCAGCCUUUCAGCAGCUUGCCGUCGCUUUCUGCUUCCCCCGCAACGACGCCGAGAGGGACGAAGCGGCGCGGCUCGUGUCUGGGCGUAGCGGCAUCACGGCCGUGAAUGCGCUGACGACCACCACGCGAGGAGCGGCAGACGCGGAGGGGGAUCCGCAGAAUGAGAGGGGCGAGCCCUCGUUGGGUACCGGAUCACACCUCACAUCUGAAGGGAAGCUGUUGGAUGAUGGCUGCCGCGCGCAGCCGAGUCUCCACGUGGAGGAGCGAAUAAAAGGCGCCAGCAAAGUCAAAACCCACGACAACUGCUCCACCGGUGGUGACACAUGGCUGCAGCAAGUGCAAUGCGCUCUCGAGGGCAGUGUGUACGAGUGUCUCCGCUCUCUCCGAGCAGCAGGCGUGCUUGCGACCCCGCUUCCUUCUCCCAAGCACCGCUUCAGCGACACCAGUGUGAUCUUGGCGACCUUCUCCAAUGAACAACGGCGCAAGGUGCAACGCGCCGUGCAGGAUAUCACAGCCACAAUGAUCGAGGGGGAUACUGUGGAGUCCUCGGUAGGUGCACCGUCGUUAGCGAGGGAGGUACUUGUGCCUGCCAAGGCAGAGAUCAAACAGCAUCUCAUGCCCCCUCUUGACUCAACAAUGGCGGAUGCGCUCGCGUCUCCUCGGCGAAGGGGUCGGAAGGCGAGGACAACUGCAAACACACCACUAUCGUCAGCUAUGUCGGUGGUGCGCGACAAGCGCCAGCAAGUCACUGAGACGAUGCCUACGAACGACCUGUCUCUACGACGCAAGCGGGGUCGGAAGCCACGUGCUGCGAGUUGCGAAGGUAUCGAUAGUGCACCAGAGAAGCAAACAGCAGCCGCGGUUCUCGAAAAGACGAAGCGGUUGAAGACCCCCUCAAUGAAGCGGAGCCCGGGCCACCGAGGCCGUAAUCGUGGAGGGGAACGGCAGGAAAGCGGAGUGACCAACGAGGAGGUGGCCCGUGUCAUGGCUUUGUUUUGCGAAGGCGCGACGUAG